Prorocentrum cordatum is the source of this 2236-nucleotide messenger RNA. The record is from the annotation of a GenBank genome assembly. Lineage: Eukaryota; Dinophyceae; Prorocentrales; Prorocentraceae.
GGGGGUCGACGCUGUGAAGACAUCACGAGUUAGUGGGUCUGGGAACGGCGAGCACUGUUUCAGAAACGACGAUCGUUAAGAGGGAAGCAGACUGGUUCGUGAUUUCUCUGGGGGGCAAGCUCAUGUGAAGGGUUGGUGUGUGUGUGUGUGUCUUGAGCUACUCAUCCUCCUCGGGAACGCCGCGACAAUCGAGGGCCUCGCGCUGGCACACGUGCUCGGACAUCUCGGACCACGCGCAGGGCCAGGGGCUGCAUCUGGACGUCGUCGCUGCCACCGUGGCGAUCAAGAGAUGCGGAGACAGCAGCGAAUGGGCGAACGCGCUCGCGCUGCUGCGAGAUGUUUGCCGUUUGGGCUUGCAGGCCGACGUAUUUACAUUCAGUGCUGCAAUUGGCGCAUGCAGAAACGUAGGGCAAUGGCAGCAGGCAGUCUCUCUACUUCAAGAGAUACGGCACGUUCAAUUAGAGCCCGACAUCAGGACCUUCAGCAUUUUGAUCAGCGCGUGUGAGAGAGGCGGACAGUGGCAGCGGGCGCUUUCACUUCUGGGCGAUAUAGAAGAUGCGCAGCUUGAGGCAGACGUUGUUUGCUUCAGUGCUGCACUGAGCGCAUGCGAAAAAUGUAGGCAGUGGCAGCAAUCGCUGCUAUGGCUCAGCGAGAUGCGCACGAGGCAGCUAGAGCCUAGCGCGAUCACCUACAAUGCUGUCAUCAGCGCGUGUGGGGCAUCUGGGCAGUGGCGAGAUGCAGUGCUGAUAUUGAGCGAUCUGCAACAGCUCGAGGUGGAGGCAAGCGUCAUCACUUACAGCUCUGCAAUAAGCGCAUGCGAGAAAGGUGGUCAGUUGACGCUUGCAUUGUCUUUGCUUGGCGAGCUGCAGCAUGUGCGGUUGGAGCCAAACGUUAUCAGUUACAGUGCUGCCAUCAGCGCGUGUGAAAAAUGUGGAGAGUGGAAGCCGGCUAUGUUCUUGCUAGGCGAAAUACGGCAGAGGAGGUUGACACCGAAUAUCUUCACUUAUGGCGCGUCGAUAAGCGCUUGUGUGAACGGCGGGCGUUGGCAGCUGGCUCUUUCAUUAUUCGAUGGACUGCGCGAAUCAGAUUUGGAGUCUACCGUAAUCAGCCAUAGCGCUGCCAUCAGUGCCUGCGAGAAAGGUGGACAGUGGAAGCGGGCUGUGUAUCUUUUAGGUGUGAUGCGCCGAACGCAGAUGCGACCAAAUGUGGUCAGCUACAGCGCUGCCAUCAGCGCGUGCGAAAAGGGUGGGCAGUGGCAGGGGGCCUUGUCACUGCUAAGUCAGCUGCGGCAGACAAAGAUGGAGCAGAACAUUGUUGGCUUCAGUGCUGCAAUCAGUGCGUGCGAGAAGCUCAGGCGGUGGAAGGAGGCAUUGUGGGUGCUGCGCGAGGCGCGAUUCGCCCUACUCGAGUGUGACCUCAUCAGCUACAGCGCCGUUAUCAGCGCAUGCGAUAAGGGCCAGGAGUGGACUUGCGGGUGAUGGUGUCAGUGCGAAGAUCGGGGGCGCACGAAUGGGGCUUAACGGUGUGACCUUAUCGGUCCACUGGCUUGCUGGAAUCUGUUUGUUCGCGACAGGUCCUUGUUGGGGCCACCCCUCUCAGCCUCAGCUUCGACCGUGCAUUGCGACGCAAAACGAUGUAGUUGAAUAACACGUGUGUUUCUUCUCCGUGACAACGUGGAACCCAGCGGCCAUCAGCCAUUGGCGUUGCGCAGCAUCGGCGUGGAGUGAUUCUGUGAGGUGGCGAAGUGGAGCGUCGUUUGCUUAUUGUCGAUUCAUCUCGUUCUUUUGCAUGAUUGGCCUCUCUGUGUCGCGUUCAACGCGUCGGCCUGACGUCAUACUCGAUAGAGGCCGCGACGAAGGCAUACGGGGUGACAACUUUAACUGGUGUGGGCUUUCAAGCCGAGACUCCGAUUGAAGAUGUUUGGUGUGAACCUCGACAUCGGAACUGCUACAUUGGGGCGAAGACUAGGAUCUCGCGCGAACUCUUGAGGGACCGAUAUCAGCCAUGUACACGGCAAGGGGGCGGGUCUGGUCGCCAUUCUUGCGAAGCGCGCAUGUUCCCACAUGCCCGGGCCCUGGAGGUUUCGACAACUUUCCGGGACCGCUUCUUCAUCCCGAGUCGUCGUUUGACGGUCUGGCGCCUGGCAGUGGCAAUGGCUCGUUGCGGCCGAAGGCAAUGAAGUCAUUCCCGCCGUCCUUCUCUCACUACGCGAGGGAACCCCCCCUGGGGAUCCGGA